GAAUACUUCACUUUGAUUAGUUUUGACCAUAGCCUAUCUAUUGUUGAUUGCUGAAGCUGAAGUGCAGACUUGCAGAGUGAAAAACAAAACUCAUCAUUUUUCAAGUUUAUAAAAAUAAAAGUAGAGAUAAAAAGUGGGCAAAAUGUUAGAAAAAGUUCUUCUUUCUACGGAUGUGGCAUUAGUUUGUGUUCAACAUGCAUUAUCAACUGAAAAAGAGGAAAUAAUGGGAUUACUUAUUGGGGAAGUUCACAAUAAUGGAGCACUUGUAUCCAUAGUCUCCUCAGUUAUCUUACGACGAUUAGAUAAAAAGCCUGACCGAGUUGAGAUAUCAGAGGAACAACUGGUCCAAGCCACUUUAAGAGCUGAGGAAUUGGCUGCUGAAGUAGAUCGUCCAUUGAGAGUUGUGGGUUGGUACCAUUCUCACCCACACAUAACAGUUUGGCCUUCACAUGUUGACCUUGCUACCCAAUCAAUGUAUCAGAGAAUGGACUCUAGUUUUGUGGGCAUAAUAUUUGCCGUUUUUUUGACUGAACAAUCAACCAAGGCUCCUUCAGUACAAAUAACGUGUUUCCAAUCAAUUAAUGGAUCAAAUCAAACAAGGCGAGAAAUUGAUAUGGAAAUUAGAAACAGUAGUAAUGCCUUAUUAUCAAAUAAUUUUCAGAUUCUUACCCAAUUGCCUGCUAUCCUCAAAGAAGAAGAAGAUGAAGCAUACAGCAAUGAAGUAGGACAAAAUUAUCUAGAGGAAGAUAUAAUAAACAAACAACACAAUGCUGCUGUCCGAACUAUUGCAAUUGGACACAUAGUAGAAAAGUUUUUUUCCAGAUGUCUCGCCCUAUGUUAGAAGGUCUUGUAGCAAGGAAUGCAGUAAAUAAUGUACGCUUGAAAGCAUUGAAGAAACAUCACCAAGACUUAAUGUCAAGAUUGGAAAAUUGUAUGUAAUGGAAAUGUACAAAUAGUAUGAACGUAUGUACAAAUAGUAAUAAAUAAAAAUCACAAUUAUCUUUAUUUAAUGUUGUGGAUUUUUACAAUAAACAUGAUAUUAAUUCA
Plodia interpunctella (Indianmeal moth) is the source of this 1047-nucleotide messenger RNA. Its product is annotated as lys-63-specific deubiquitinase BRCC36-like. The coding region runs from base 143 to 841 and encodes 232 amino acids. The record is from RefSeq and is a predicted model, not a curated record. Gene Ontology annotation, cellular component: BRISC complex; BRCA1-A complex. The transcript is spliced from 6 exons. Gene Ontology annotation, molecular function: polyubiquitin modification-dependent protein binding; cysteine-type deubiquitinase activity; metallopeptidase activity. Gene Ontology annotation, biological process: protein K63-linked deubiquitination; double-strand break repair. NCBI's taxonomy places the organism in Eukaryota, Metazoa, Arthropoda, Insecta, Lepidoptera, Pyralidae.